This is a messenger RNA of Vanrija pseudolonga, 2612 nucleotides long. It is a transcript of the gene gsk3, whose product is annotated as Protein kinase gsk3. NCBI's taxonomy places the organism in Eukaryota, Fungi, Basidiomycota, Tremellomycetes, Trichosporonales, Trichosporonaceae. Gene Ontology annotation, biological process: protein phosphorylation; signal transduction. The transcript is spliced from 9 exons. The record is from RefSeq and is a predicted model, not a curated record. Gene Ontology annotation, molecular function: ATP binding; protein serine/threonine kinase activity; protein serine/threonine/tyrosine kinase activity. Bases 404 to 1600 code for a protein of 398 amino acids. Gene Ontology annotation, cellular component: cytoplasm.
GCCAGCCAGCCAGCCAGCCAGCGACCUCCCAGCGCAGCCAGCAUCACCGCGAUCCACCACUCACGGCCACCUCCAACAACCAGCGACCACCAACCACCACCACCACGGCCAACCAACCAACCACAAUCACCACCACCACUUGACUGCUACAACACACAUCACACACAACCCAACACACACAACCACAUCCCCUCUCUACUCGAUCCACAUCGACCCACAACUCACCCAACGGCGCCAUCACAGCGCACAACAACAAACACAAGCACAACAGCGCUACACACCCUCGUCUCAACCGCCCCACCCUCGGCGCGCGACCAACCACCUCGGCCCCCACGCACGCGUCAACCAACCUCCCGCCGGCGCGCAACACGCCAAACAACGCAAGCUCUCACUCUUUGCCACUAUGAGCAACGUCGUAAACGGCGUCAAGGUGUCCAACGAUGACCCGAACAGGGUCGUCACCGUCACCGCCCACGAGGGCAAGUCGGGCCAAGAAAUGGCCAUCACCUACACAAACUACAAGGUGGUCGGAAACGGCUCGUUUGGUGUAGUCUUUGCCGCCAAGAUGCUCCCUACCAAGCUCGCCGACGGAACCGAAGUUCCCGAACAGGAGAUUGCGAUCAAGAAGGUGCUCCAGGACAAGCGAUUCAAGAACCGUGAGCUCCAGAUUAUGCGUCUGGUCAGCCACCCCAACGUGGUAGACCUCAAGGCCUUCUUCUACUCGAACGGUGACAAGAAGGACGAGGUCUACCUCAACCUCGUCCUCGAGUAUGUCCCCGAGACGGUGUACCGCAGCCUCCGCUACUACACCAAGCUCAAGCAGAUUGUCCCCAUGCUCCAGGUCAAGCUCUACAUGUACCAGCUCCUCCGAUCCCUGGCCUACAUCCACUCGGUCGGCAUCUGUCACCGUGACAUCAAGCCCCAGAACCUCCUCCUUAACCCCAACACUGGCAUCCUCAAGCUCUGCGACUUUGGAUCGGCCAAGAUUCUCGUUGCUGGCGAACCAAACGUCUCGUACAUUUGCUCGCGCUACUACCGCGCACCAGAGCUCAUCUUUGGCGCCACCAACUACAUCACCAACAUUGACAUCUGGUCUACUGGAUGUGUCAUGGCCGAGCUCAUGCUUGGACAGCCCCUCUUCCCAGGAGAGUCGGGCAUCGACCAGCUCGUCGAGAUCAUCAAGGUUCUCGGCACGCCGACGAGGGAGCAGAUCAAGACGAUGAACCCCAACUACAUGGAGCACAAGUUCCCUCAGAUCAAGCCCCACCCCUUCACCAAAGUGUUCCGCCCUCGUACCCCCGCCGACGCUAUUGAUCUCAUCUCCCAUCUCCUAGAGUACACUCCUACUGCCCGUUUGACCGCGCCCGAGGCUCUCGUCCACCAGUUCUUCGACGAGCUCCGAGUGGAAGGCGCCCGUCUCCCCAACGGCAAGGAGCUCCCCGCCUUGUUCGACUUUACCAGGGCAGAGCUCUCGACCCGCCCCGACCUGAUCCGCCGGCUGGUCCCCAAACACGCCGAGGCCGAGCUGCGCUCGCGCGGCAUCGACAUUGACGACUUCCAGCCAAUUCCGUUGGAGGAACUCCGUAUCAGCCUCGACUGAUUCGCCGCCCGCUUUCGAGAUUGAUUUUCCCUACCUCCGUUCAGCAUCGCCCGGCCGCCUGUCAUGUUCUCUCUCUCUCGAUCCCCCUAAGCUCCCUUGUUCUCUGAGCCGCACCAAACGACGCCGUCGCCGCCAAUUCCCCUCUAAUGUCUACUCUCUUCUCUUGUGCGGACCAGUCAUAUCCGCAAGUCCCCGAUUGUUCACUACCCAACCCUCCCCCCAAACAUAAUGACGGGGUGGUGCGCAAAUGUGGCGGCAGGCGACGAGCGUCCCGUGGAGCUUGGGCGUGGGGGGAGGAGCCUGUGAGAGGUGCCGUUGUGUCGUGGAGAGUGAGGCGCGAUUGGGCGAUGAGAGAGCGGGUUCCCUGUACGAAUUGGAUGAAAUGCAUUGACUUUAGCCAGUAUGGGGGGUAGGCAGGAAUAGAUGGUAAUGAGUGGGGGUUGUGGAGUAUUGAAUGUGUGAUGCUGUUGAUGUUGUCCCCGGCGCCGUCGCGGCGCCGUCGUCCGUCGUCGAUGCUUGGCCUACACCAAUCGCUGAGGCGCCGCCGUCUUGCUCUCUGCCGCCUCCAGACGCACCGCCAAGCCCUUCUGCGCCUCGUACUCUGCCAAUCUAGCCGCCCGCUCACGCGCACGCUGCUCCUUGGUCUGCGCCUCGAGGAGCUGGGGCGGGGGCGAGAUGAUGCACGUAGCGCAGUCCUCGUCGACGACAGCGGCGGGUUGCUGGACCUGGGCGAGCUUCUUGGCGUUGACGCGCUCCUCGUCGCGCAGGACGCCGAGGUACAUGUUGUCCGACUCGCGCUUCUGCAGCCAGUGGACGCCGUAGACUGUUGCGCACAUGAACACCAUCGAGGUGCCGAAGAAUACUUUUGAUGCGCGGGACAUUGCUGCUGGCGGUGGGGGUUGAGUGAGAGAGAGUGUGUGUGUGUGAUGAUCAAGUCGAGGCGGGCCGUUGUCGUUGAGGAAAAAGUCGGGACUGCAAGUGCGGUCAGUUACCGACGAUGAUUAGGAUGGGC